UAUAAAGCUCCGCCCCGGAGGUCUGCACAGCACAGACCGGCGAGGACGCGCAGCAGCAGACGGGCACCGCGCACUCCACCCGGGUAAGGAAACACCUGUGGCUGCGGGAGCGAAACGGCAGAAAAUCAAAGGAAUCAUCAGCAGACUUGCAGCUCCAGCGAGCGUCUGGGGUCCGCCAUGUGGGUCCUGGAUAAGAUACGCGGUUCGGUGGAGACCGGCGAAAAGAAAGAGGUGGCCCCGCCCUACACCAACGUCCUCACCCCCGACAGCAUCCCGGACUUUUUCAUCCCGCCCAAGCUGGUCAGCUGCCCUGCAGAGCCAGAGGCCCCCGCUGUGAAGCCCAAGGAGGGCCUGCAACCGUCCACUUCGGAGCAAACCAUCUGCAGCGGGAAGAAGAUUGGCGCCCCAAAGAGCCCGCGUCUGGUCGCCAAGCUCGCCGGAGACACCAAGAACCUCCUGAAGGCGGCCAACCGCCACAUCAUUCAGAUAGAGAGCGCCGAUGAAGUCGUCACCGGGGACACCAACGCCGACCCCCAAUCGCAGAGUGCCAUGUCUCUCCCUUACAUCCCCAAGACCCAAACCUCGUACGGGUUCGCCACCUUGAAGGAAAGCCCCCACACUCGGCGUAAGGAGUCGCUGUUCCACUGUGACGCCAUCAGUCCCAUCCCUUCCCCCAACAGUCAGAGCAAGACAACGAGCAAGAGCGGCGACGGCGGGAACCAUCUGAACCCGGCCGACUGCAACGCCUCCCACAUUAACCCCUACCGCUACUUCAGCGGUGGCGAGAGCGAUACCUGUUCCUCGGCCGAGUCGUCCCCCUUCAGCUCCCCCCUGCUGUCCCGCUCCGCCUCGCUUCUCAAGAUCUUCACCCACGAGACGCAGGCCAAGGUGGUGAAGGCCAAGCGCACCUUCGCCCGCCACAGCUCCCUCUCCACCGACGAGUGCAGCUCGGCCGAGCCCAGCCCCAGCCUCCAGCGCCGCCUGCACAUCCCCUCCUUCCACUUCUCCGCGCCUGCGCAGGAGCACGGCCUGCAGCGGGAGCACACCAUCAACUUGCACAAGGGUGGCACCGUCAGGAUCUGCGCCAACUACGACGCUGGCACCUCCCGCCUGCGCAUCCGAGUACUGGCGGCCGAGAGCCUUUACGACGCGCGCUGCGACAUCAAGAGCAUCAACUGCUGCGUGGCGGUCUACCUGAACCCCGGCAAGCUGCAGAAGCAAAGGAGCAACAUCAUCAAGAACAGUCGCAACCCCGUCUUCAACGAGGACUUCUUCUUCGACGCCAUCAGCUCCGUCCACGUCAAAAACCUCUCCGUCAAGUUCAAGGUGGUCAACAAAGGCACCAGCCUCAAGAGGGACACGCUGCUGGGGGAGCGGGAGGUCCUCCUGACCAAGCUGCUUUCCGGGAUCUAGACCCAGGAUUUAGACCGGGCUCAAGACUUGGACCUUGAAGACUUGUUUGCACUGCUUUCUGCUUGACAACUCCUCCUUCUCCUGUCUGCACUUCAGGAGAUAAAAGCAUUGCCACCUUUCCACCAAGCAAUACGCUUCCUUUAGUCUGCCUUUGGUCCGCCCUGAUCUUACCCGAAAGGUACUGUACCGUAAAAAGGAAAGGUUUGGAUUCAGAAGUUAUCCGUCCACCAACCAAUGGACUGCAGAAAGUGGCCCCGCGCUUUUGGGACCCUAAAGCAGGUAGUACCUCAAGUGAGGGUACUAAAAUCCCGCUAUGGUAAAGGUGGGGAUUAGUAGAACCACCCCUUGCGUACGGUACCACUGCGGUUGUUGCCCAUCCAGAAGAGUAGUUGGUACCCCAACUAAGGUCUACCAAAAACUUCUGGUAUGUUUCGUAUUGAUAAGGUAGAAUUGUACAGCAACCAAUGAAUGGACCCUGUUGGUACCAUACCUCUGCAGUUGGUGAAGGGUGCCAAAAAUGUAUACCGGGACCAACCAGGCAUUUGAGCAGAAAAACGUAGAAGCUGAGUGGAGUGAGCGGAAGCGUACUGCUUGGUGGAAGAAGCUCGCCGGGAGCAGGAAGACGAUGUCGCGUAUCCUGCUCCGCAUGUGCCUGGUGACACCCCCUCCCCCGACUUGUGCUGUUGCAUGGUGGUGGUCUUGUCAUGUGACCUUGUCAUGUGACGCUGAUGACGUUCAAGCGCGUUUUUGUUCAACGCUCUGCUUUGAAGCAACGCAACAUCCUGAUGUGCAAAUCAUGCUUUUCAUCCCAAACACACUAACGCCUUCAUGCAGGCCGCAGCGUAACGCUCUCUCUCUCUCUCUCUCUCUCUCUCUCUCUGUGUAAGCAGGUGUUCAAUGCAAGACACAUUCCUCUUUUAUUUCUUUGUACUUUGCGUUUAUUGGAAACAUUUACGUCACCACUCACUGGACGCUUACGUAUCUUAAUUACAUUAAUGAUGGUAACUAACUUAUUUCAUUCAUUACGUUAACAUUUUUAUCGUAAUUAACGCACGCGCACCAUCAAACCGCCCCUCCCUGUUGUGACGACAGACAGAGGUACAGUGGAGUGUCCCCGCAGAAUCUGUCGCUCUCUUAUAACUUCAUUCUGACCUGAACACGUCAACGUCGGAGCAAUUCCAACAGCGUACAUAUACCCCAUGUACCUCCAGCUCACAAACACGCCUGGAGGCCUCCUCGGAAGCACACUUCCUCGUUGUCACUUGACCACAGCGAGAUGCAUUCAUGGGCACUCCGAACAUCUUUAUCAUGUGUCUAAGUGUGGUCUAAAUAAACAGAAAGACAAAGAAAAACAGAAAGUGGAUAUUCUUAUCACCCACUAACGUAACUCUUAAUGCAGAAGUACAGUUUGAUGGAAAUCCCAGAAAAUACGUCGACACGCAAAACGGUGAAUUCAACUGAAAAAAUGACGAGGCGCCUUUGAAGGCCACCCGUCAUUGCUCAUCAUAACACGAUUAAAGUGUGGUUGAAAGGCCGUGCUACCAGAGUAAGGGUCAGUAAAUCGAUGUCACGUGAUUUCAAUUUUCAGUUCAUUUGGAGCCGUCACAUGCAAAUAUAUAUCAUGCUGUCCUGUCAUUUGUCUUUUUGUUCAUAAAGUCAAAACAUGAAUCACGAUUUAAGCUGUGUUAGCCUGUGCUAUGUCACGUUACGCUAUGCUAUGCUACGCUACAAGCAUGUUAUGCUAUACUAUAUUAUGUUAUGAUAACACUUGGUACCGUAGCUUAACUGUGCGAUUGGAUCCAGAAGUGAUGAUUAGUCAUUCACCAGCCAGUGAAGUGUCUAGCUCCACCCCCUAGGGACCGUACAACUGUGGGUACGACCCCCAGCUGGGGGGUGCCAAAUACUUGUCUAUUGAUGAAUGAAUGGAGGAUGGAUUGGAUUAACAGAUUAACGAUGCGCGAUAUCAUUUUUUAAAACUGAUAGUGAUAACUCUCUCCUUCUCAAGGCCAACAUGAUACAGAUAACUGACAAGUUUUUUUUUAAUAUCUACUUUAUUUUAAAAUGUAGAUAUAAGUGUAGUUUGUGCACACCUGGAGGUAAGAAGGACCGGAACUAGUGAGGAUUUUUUGGAUUAGUCCUAAUGAAACAUCAUGACAUCCCUACUACCAGGAGAACCAGAUUAUAGAGGGGGAGGAGCCACCUGCUGUGCCCAGCAAGGUGCGCUGUAUUGGGGCACACGCCCCGAGCAGCCGGUGCGACGCCACGGACGUCUGUGGCAAACCUUUUGCGCUUUUCCUUGGGUUUUUUCCCCCCUCAUCGCGAACGUGUGUUUACAAGUGCGGGUAAUCUCGCCACAUCACUUUUUAAAAUGGUCGGUUAUCGGUAUGAUGUCAUAAUUUCCAUCCCCUCCACGCCUUGCUAGCGACCUGUAGUGUCGUGCCCACGUGGUGGCUGCCAUUUUCAGAGCGUAGCAAAAAAAAAAAGCCAUUAAAAAAAACGAAAUGCUCUGUGUGGCUCCAUCUUUGCUCCUGAUUUUUGAACUGCUUUCUUUUGCAUGUUUCAUCUUUCAAGCCCGGCCUGCUCCCUUUUACAAACGUUAAAAAAACACAACAAAAACGGAAUUGAGAAAGCAGAGCGUCUUGAAGUGACGUUGUGAUGUCACACACCUGAUUGUGUGUGGACUUAUGCAAACACGGCUGAGGGUGAGCACGUGUGAGACGGUGCAUGGAUGGCAUGAACACCCUAAAGCCUUACUUUGUACUUUAUGCCACCUGGACACAACAUUAGGCACACCUUGCAUUUCUCACGUUUUGUUCCUAAAGUUGCGUCCACUGUGUGUGUGUGUGUGUGAUCAUGCCUUUUGGUCCCAAGGUGGUGUGUGUGAAACGUUUAGUAAGGGUGGGGUGUUUGCAUGUUGACUGUUUUUUCAACCUAUGAAGUGAUGUUGCCUGAAGCGAUUUCCCGCCAAGUGUUCCACGUUCCGGCGGCGUGGAGACAUCCGACAUGACGCAAAGGCCUCGAUAUUCUCGGUGUAGUUUGUCACGCAGCUCGACUCGUUGUCAUGUGACCCAGUGAUGUGCUUCUUGCACGCCGGCGGGAACUCGCGCGCUGUCGUCAAGCUGAAGCUUUCUCUCCACGCCAGCGUGAACCCAAUAAAAGGCCUGACGUUCACCACGAGAAAGCCGGUCCAGUAGUCGGCCAGCGUGCGGCCAAAGGCAGCUUUCUGCAAAGGACUCUUGUGUGAUGAAGUGAUUGGCAUAACUGUUUUCUUGUCAAUGAAAAAGACCAAGAAUAAACA
Molecule: messenger RNA, 4711 nt
Organism: Dunckerocampus dactyliophorus (ringed pipefish)
Lineage: Eukaryota; Metazoa; Chordata; Actinopteri; Syngnathiformes; Syngnathidae
Product: C2 calcium-dependent domain-containing protein 4C
Exons: 2
Coding region: 178-1413 (411 amino acids)
Source: RefSeq, a predicted model, not a curated record